Messenger RNA from Aegilops tauschii subsp. strangulata, 2134 nucleotides. Its product is annotated as probable protein phosphatase 2C 15. Lineage: Eukaryota; Viridiplantae; Streptophyta; Magnoliopsida; Poales; Poaceae. Gene Ontology annotation, biological process: protein dephosphorylation. The record is from RefSeq and is a predicted model, not a curated record. Gene Ontology annotation, molecular function: protein serine/threonine phosphatase activity.
AUUGCCAACUUUUGCUGAAAAAUGUCGAAUGCGCGUGGCGGGCUGGAUUUCCGCGUUCUGUACCCAUGUGACCUCCUCCUCCCUUCCGGCCUCACCUCCCCUCUCUCUCUCUCUCUCUCUCCCCCCCCCCCCAAAAAAGCCCCUCACCAAUACGGGCGAGACGGGACGAAUUGGGGACCGCGCCUCUAUAGCGGAUCGGCGCGGCGGUGGUGGCAGGGCAGGGGGAUGUCCACGCGGUCGAGGUCGGUGCAGGGCUCCGUGGGCGGCGGCGGCAGCACGGCUGGGGGCUCGGCUGUGCCGCUCGCCGUGCUUCUGCGGCGGGAGGUGGUCAGCGAGAGGACCGCCGCCGAGCGCCCGGAGCUCCAGCACGGCCUCUUCAGCCAGGCCAAGAAGGGCGAGGAUUUUGUCUUCCUCAAGCCCGACUGCGAGCGUCUCCCCGGCUUCCCGUCAUCCUCCUUCUCUGCCUUCGGUCUGUUUGAUGGGCACAAUGGGAAUGGAGCCGCUAUUUAUACAAAGGAGAAUCUCUUGAACAACAUCUUGGGUGCAGUCCCUGCUGAUCUCAACAGGGAGGACUGGCUUGCUGCGCUUCCAAGGGCGAUGGUUGCAGCAUUUGUCAAAACCGAUAAAGAUUUCCAAACAGUAGCACGCUCUUCAGGAACAACAGUGACAUUUGUCAUAAUAGAUGGAUUGGUUGUUACUGUUGCAUCUGUUGGUGAUUCGCGUUGUGUAUUAGAAGCUGAAGGUUCAAUUUAUCAGUUAUCUUCGGAUCAUCGUUUCGAUGCCAGUAAAGAGGAGGUUGAUCGUGUAACAGAAGCUGGAGGUGAUGUUGGAAGGCUAAAUGUUGUUGGUGGUGCUGAGAUUGGCCCCCUUAGAUGCUGGCCUGGGGGUUUGUGCCUGUCAAGGACAAUCGGAGAUCAGGACGUGGGUGAAUUUAUCGUUCCUGUUCCUCUCGUCAAGCAAGUAAAGUUAUCUACUGCUGGAGGCCGGCUUAUUAUUUCAAGCGAUGGUGUUUGGGAUGCUUUGACUGCAGAACAGGCUCUGAACUGUUCAAGAGGACUUUCUCCUGAAGCUGCAGCCGAGCAAAUUGUUAAAGACGCAGUGCACUCAAAGGGACUGAGGGAUGACACCACUUGUAUAGUCGUUGACCUAGUACCAGAAAAAGGCAACCCAGCUAUGUCAGCUCCUAAAAAGCAACCAGGAAUGGGUGUUUUCAAAAAUAUGUUUCGCAAGAAAACAUCUUCCGACUCAUCAUCCCAUGCAGAUAGAGAAUAUAUGGAUCCAGACAUCGUAGAAGAGAUAUUUGAGGAUGAAUGUGCAUUGCUCUCUAGACGGCUGGAUUCUGAAUACCCUGUUCGAAAUAUGUUCAAACUCUUUAUAUGUGCUAUCUGUCAAGUAGAGUUAAAGCCAAAUCAAGGGAUAUCUGUACAUGAAGAUUCAUCACAACCUGGGAACUUGCGUCGAUGGGAUGGUCCGUUCCUUUGCCAAAGCUGUCAGGAAAAAAAAGAAGCCAUGGAGGGAAAGCGCCGUUCACGAGAUUCGUCAUCGAGAAAUAGCGGGUCCAGUGAAUAGUCGCCAAGGUUUAAAGUUGUCUUGCUUUUAAAAAAGGGUUAUGAUACCAGAGAGCUACUGACCUCACAAUGCCUAAGCCUCCAAGAGACAAUCAUUUUGCGGCAUUUCACAUUGUUUUGGCACUUCCGUGAUCACAUGGACUGGUUGGGGUAUUUGAUCUGAGAUUGAAAUAUGAAUUGCCAUGAAGCAGGUGGUUACUGUUCAAUAGCCUAUUAUGCCAUUUGAAGUGGCAAGCAUAUACCUUGUUUUUAAUUAAAGGGACAAGCUUUUUGCUCGACAGUUUCACACAGAUCAUUUGACCUUGGUGGCAAAUACAGGCCCAAAGAUCAUUGAUUGAGAACGGCAUGCCAUGUUGACAUAUCUAUUCUUAGGUCAAACUAUAGUGUGAAUUACUGAUCACAUAUAGAGCUCCGGUAAGAAGGGCUUUGUAAUUCUCAAUAUGAGUAGGUGAGUUUCUUCUGACCGACCUUGACUUGUGGUCGAGAAAUACUCAACCCCUGUUGAAGUUCAGCUUUUUCUAACUCUUCUGUAAUUAAUUAGCAUAUAAAUAAAUUCUUUCAAACAA